AUGGACCCGGUGACGGCGGAGAAGGUCGCGGCCAGGCGUCGCCUUGGCCGCCUCCACGCGCUCUUCAGCUGCGUCGAGGCCUGCCUCGCGCUGCUGCUCGUCUUCUGGUCCUCUCUCCGAGGGUAUGCCACGGCAAGGCUCGCCGUCGGCCUCUUGGGCCGCCUGCUCACCGGCCACCUAUUCAUCUUCCUCCUUGGCAACGCGAUCGUCCUCGCCCUGCUUGCGCUGUCCUGCCGCCAUGUGGGAGCCAGAGACGCCAGCGGGGGCGACGUGUACGACCAGUUCCUGGCGUGCCAAAGCAGGGCUGCACCAUCGCACCCGACGUCUCUGGCGGCGGAGGCAGAGGAGGUGCCUACUCCCCUGCCGGCGAAGGAUAAGAAAAGCAGGGCUGCACCAUCGCGCCCGACGUCUCUGGCAGCGGAGGCGGAGGAGGUGGCUACUCCCCUGCCGGGGAAGGAUAAGAAGGUGAGGCGAGCGUGCCUGAGGCGCCGGUCGGUGAAGAUGGAGCGCCGGCGGAGUGGUACAGUGGAUCUCCGGCGGUCCGGCUCGGACGUCUCCGGCGUGGAGGCGAAACCUGACGUGGACGCCGAGGAAUUCCGGCGGAUGAUAGAAUCGUUCAUCGAGAUGCAGCAGAAGAGGUUCCAGCGAGAGGAAUCCAUGGCCGGAGUUUCCUCUUCCUUCCUGGAGGAACAACCACACACGUAUACUGUUGUAACUUGCUCCUGA
This is a messenger RNA of Zingiber officinale, 726 nucleotides long. RefSeq lists its product as uncharacterized. The transcript has a single exon. The record is from RefSeq and is a predicted model, not a curated record. Lineage: Eukaryota; Viridiplantae; Streptophyta; Magnoliopsida; Zingiberales; Zingiberaceae. The coding region runs from base 1 to 726 and encodes 241 amino acids.